Messenger RNA from Xyrichtys novacula (pearly razorfish), 1742 nucleotides. NCBI's taxonomy places the organism in Eukaryota, Metazoa, Chordata, Actinopteri, Labriformes, Labridae. The record is from the annotation of a GenBank genome assembly.
CUACUUCAGAUACUAGACACGCCCACGUUGUAGGAUGGUCGCAAUGCAUCCUACGGGCAUGCUACUGACCCAAAAUGCACCGCGGGCUUCUUCUUCGUCCUCUUAAAAGUUGUAGAAGCGCAUGUGAUGCUCAUAGACAUAAUAAAGGAUAGACCCCGCUGGGGGUGCUGCGCGGCGAGAAAUGCGGCCGCCAUCUUGGUCAGGUCAAGCUUCCCAUACGCUCCGGUCAAUCAUAUUCAUUCAUCAGUCAUUCAGCGAUGCCGGAGCACUGUGCGGCGUAUUCCUGUGCCACCAGGCGGACAGCAGAGAGCAGGGCUAGAGGAAUAACUUUUCACAGGUAGGAUUAAACAUUUUUUUCAACAUUACACUUGACUGUAGAGUCAUUUGUAGGCCAAAGAGGAAGACUAUCGGUCAACUUCAAAAACGAAACAGCAUUUGCUAACAGUUAGCUUAUUCACCAUAAUAGCAACUUUGCUCCAUUAUCAACAGAUUUGCAUUAGAUUGAAAAACUUUUGUUUGAGAGAGGUUCUAAGAAACGUUAAGAAAUAAAAGAGAAAGAAGAAGGAAGAAAGUGAGCUCUGUUAUCUGUUUUAUUAAAGAUUUCUUUGUGGUGAUCUCCUGUUUCAUUUUGAAGAUUUCCUAAGGACAAAAAUUUGAGGAAGAAGUGGGAGAUUGCUGUAAGGAGGGAGAAAUUCACAGCAAGGGAUUCCUCUGUGCUCUGCAGCCAACAUUUUAAGGAGGCAGACUUUGACAGGACGGGACAGGUUGUCCGCAUCCGAGAUGGCGUUAUUCCGUCCGUCUUCAAGUUUCCAGGUCACCUCCAAAGAGUAGGUGCAUCACAAUAAAGUUGUUUUAUUCUAUUGAUUACAUGGCAUGAAUUACUUAUUGUGAUUCCCUCUCUAUCUAUCUAUCUAUCUAUCUAUCUAUCUAUCUAUCUAUCUAUCUAUCUAUCUAUCUAUCUACCUACCUACCUACCUACCUACCUACCUACCUACCUAUGUCUUUCUGUCUUGUCUUUAUUUUUAUUUUUUUAUUUCAUUUCAGGCAUGUUGGGUGGUUUAUAAAACACCCAGGGUAUCAGACAAUUUUAUUUCAUUAUCUAGUUUGUUCCAAAGCCUCACCCCGUUGAAAGAGAUAGUGAAGGACUUAAUGGUGGUUCUUGCCACUUUUCCUCUUCAUUUUAGCCAGAAAAAAGCAGGAACACAUCUGCCUCCAGAAAAUCUGAGGCAAGCCUGUCUGAGACUCCUCAGGAUAACUCAGUGGCCUCAACCUCACAUUCUGAAUCUCAGCCUGAAGAUGUGAGUAUUUCAAUUUUACCCAUAAGCAUGUCAUGAUGGUUUUAGAGACUGGUAGCGGAUUUGACAACUGAUGACUUUUAGAAAUAAUGCGAGCCCAUCUGUGUGAUACAGCUAGUAAAACAUAACUCAAACAAUGCUCAUCUCUCCUUUUCCUAGGAUCACAGCUAUGUAAUGCCUUCCUCCCCAACCGCUUUAAAGGCCAGACUCACCGGAGCUUUGGAAAGAGUCGAUAAAUUGGAGCGAGAAAAAAAGAAUGCCAAGGCACGUGAAAAGAGGGCGAAGACAACCGUGAAGAGUCUUCUAUCACAAUUAUGUGAAAAGAAUCUCAUUAAUGAAGAGCUCAAGGACAGACUUGAGCAAAUUGUUAUGUAGUUUAGGUGCUGUCCUGUCAUGCUGUUCUUGUGUUUAAAUUUUUUUGAUAUGUAGGCUAUAUAUUUGUGUGUA